Schistocerca nitens (vagrant locust) is the source of this 1884-nucleotide messenger RNA. Its product is annotated as spidroin-2-like. The transcript has a single exon. Lineage: Eukaryota; Metazoa; Arthropoda; Insecta; Orthoptera; Acrididae. Bases 1 to 1884 code for a protein of 627 amino acids. The record is from RefSeq and is a predicted model, not a curated record.
AUGUCUGCAUCACCUUGUCUGGGGCCGUCAGGCUACCACUCCCAGCCUAGAGGUAGCAGGCCAGUGUCAUCGAUGUCUGCAUCACCUUGUCUGGGGCCGUCAGGCUACCACUCCCAGCCUAGAGGUAGCAGGCCAGUGUCAUCGAUGUCUGCAUCACCUUGUCUGGGGCCGUCAGGCUACCACUCCCAGCCUAGAGGUAGCAGGCCAGUGUCAUCGAUGUCUGCAUCACCUUGUCUGGGGCCGUCAGGCUACCACUCCCAGCCUAGAGGUAGCAGGCCAGUGUCAUCGAUGUCUGCAUCACUUUGUCUGGGGCCGUCAGGCUACCACUCCCAGCCUAGAGGUACCAGCCCAGUGUCAUCGAUGUCUGCAUCACCUUGUCUGGGGCCGUCAGGCUACCACUCCCAGCCUAGAGGUAGCAGGCCAGUGUCAUCGAUGUCUGCAUCACCUUGUCUGGGGCCGUCAGGCUACCACUCCCAGCCUAGAGGUACCAGGCCAGUGUCAUCGAUGUCUGCAUCACCUUGUCUGGGGCCGUCAGGCUACCACUCCCAGCCUAGAGGUAGCAGGCCAGUGUCAUCGAUGUCUGCAUCACCUUGUCUGGGGCCGUCAGGCUACCACUCCCAGCCUAGAGGUAGCAGGCCAGUGUCAUCGAUGUCUGCAUCACCUUGUCUGGGGCCGUCAGGCUACCACUCCCAGCCUAGAGGUAGCAGGCCAGUGUCAUCGAUGUCUGCAUCACCUUGUCUGGGGCCAUCAGGCUACCACUCCCAGCCUAGAGGUAGCAGGCCAGUGUCAUCGAUGUCUGCAUCACCUUGUCUGGGGCCGUCAGGCUACCACUCCCAGCCUAGAGGUAGCAGGCCAGUGUCAUCGAUGUCUGCAUCACCUUGUCUGGGGCCGUCAGGCUACCACUCCCAGCCUAGAGGUACCAGGCCAGUGUCAUCGAUGUCUGCAUCACCUUGUCUGGGGCCGUCAGGCUACCACUCCCAGCCUAGAGGUAGCAGGCCAGUGUCAUCGAUGUCUGCAUCACCUUGUCUGGGGCCGUCAGGCUACCACUCCCAGCCUAGAGGUAGCAGGCCAGUGUCAUCGAUGUCUGCAUCACCUUGUCUGGGGCCGUCAGGCUACCACUCCCAGCCUAGAGGUACCAGGCCAGUGUCAUCGAUGUCAGCAUCACCUUGUCUGGGGCCGUCAGGCUACCACUCCCAGCCUAGAGGUAGCAGGCCAGUGUCAUCGAUGUCUGCAUCACCUUGUCUGUGGCCGUCAGGCUACCACUCCCAGCCUAGAGGUAGCAGGCCAGUGUCAUCGAUGUCUGUAUCACCUUGUCUGGGGCCGUCAGGCUACCACCCCCAGCCUAGAGGUAGCAGGCCAGUGUCAUCGAUGUCUGCAUCACCUUGUCUGGGGCCGUCAGGCUACCACUCCCAGCCGAGAGGUAGCAGGCCAGUGUCAUCGAUGUCUGCAUCACCUUGUCUGGGGCCGUCAGGCUACCACUCCCAGCCUAGAGGUAGCAGGCCAGUGUCAUCGAUGUCUGCAUCACCUUGUCUGGGGCCGUCAGGCUACCACUCCCAGCCUAGAGGUACCAGGCCAGUGUCAUCGAUGUCUGCAUCACCUUGUCUGGGGCCGUCAGGCUACCACUCCCAGCCUAGAGGUAGCAGGCCAGUGUCAUCGAUGUCUGCAUCACCUUGUCUGGGGCCGUCAGGCUACCACUCCCAGCCUAGAGGUAGCAGGCCAGUGUCAUCGAUGUCUGCAUCACCUUGUCUGGGGCCGUCAGGCUACCACUCCCAGCCUAGAGGUAGCAGGCCAGUGUCAUCGAUGUCUGCAUCACCUUGUCUGGGGCCGUCAGGCUACCACUCCCAGCCUAGAGGUAGCAGGCCAGUGUCAUCGAUGUCUGUAUGA